This is a messenger RNA of Tinamus guttatus (white-throated tinamou), 1866 nucleotides long. The record is from RefSeq and is a predicted model, not a curated record. Lineage: Eukaryota; Metazoa; Chordata; Aves; Tinamiformes; Tinamidae.
AUGGCCUCCGAUUUGAAUCUAAACUUCCUUAAGGAACUGGAGCGAGAGGCUGUGCUGCAGGUCCUGUACCGUGAUCAAGCGGUGAGAAAAAUGGAGGAGGAAAGAGUAAGGAAACUGAAGAUGCAGCUGCAGCAGCUUCGGUGGAAAGGGGCAAGAAGCAUGAGCCACGAAUACCAGGAAAAAUCUUGUGCUCGCUGUUAUAAAUCCCUGGGGCUGCUGCUGAACAGAGGUGCCGUAUGCAACGGGUGCAGUCAUCGAGUGUGCUCUGAGUGCCGGGUCUGCCUGAACCCCUGCCUGUGGAAAUGCACUGUGUGUUACGCCCACGGACAAGUCCAUUUAAAAUCUGGCUUUGCUAGCUUUGAGGAACGAGCAAAGAAAUAUCCCAAUGAAGGUAGACAUGAAACAGUUGGUGCAAAGCUCUUGAAAUCUUAUCAGGAACUGAGUAACAUUUCUGUUGUUCCUCCAACUCCACCUCCUUUCACUGAAUCCACAGCAGGGAGCACCAUGACGGAACUCUCUCAGACUAAGAGAUUUAAUAAGUCUGUGGAAAACUUGUUUUUGUCUCUCACAACACAUAUGAAAAAGAUCUCUAAGUCCCAGAACGAUAUGGCUGAUAGAAGCCACCUGACCACAGACUACGGGCAGAAUGUGGAAAAGAGGAAGGAAAGGAGGAGCCAGUCUGACACUGCCAUCAACAUUACAAGCAGGCUAAAAAGCACACCCAGCCUUCAGCACCUCAUCACUGGGGCCCAAAAGGACAGUGAAACCCUUACUGAAAGGAGAUGCAAAGAGGAAGAAGACGUACUAGCCAGUCCUACAAGUGAUACAGUUUUCUGUGAGGACAGAAGACAUGGGAGUUUGUACAGUCUUAACAGCACUUGCACAGAAUAUGGCAAUUUUGGCAAAGCUGAUGUUGCAGGAGAAAUAGAAUUUGCCAUAAGAUACAUCUUCAAAGCUUGCGUUUUAGAAAUCAGCAUCAGGGGAUGCAAGAAUCUGGCGUAUGGAGAGGAGAAGAAGAGGAAGUGUAAUCCGUAUGUUAAGGUUUAUUUGCUCCCUGAUAAAUCUCCUCGGAGUAAGCGGAAGACGGCUGUCAAAAAGAGCACAGUGGACCCGGAAUUCCACGAGACCCUUCAGUACAAGGUUGAAUACUCACAGCUGGGAGGUCGGCAGCUUCAGAUCUCCGUGUGGCACGCGGGAGCGCUCAAAAACAGGGUGUUUUUGGGGGAAGUGGUGGUCCCGCUGGCAGCAUGGAAUUUUGAGGAUCGCUCAGCAGAAUCCUUCAACUGGUACCAGCUCGCGGCCAAGCUUGAAAAGCCUGAAGAUAAUCUUGGCCAGUACAGUGGUGAACUCCUGGUGUCUGCAAGACUGUCAGUACCAGCCCAGGAUAAGAAUUUCCAGCUUGAAAAGUGGAUGAGAGAAGGAAAAAAAGACCAAGUUGCUCCCAGCUGCCAGCUUCAAGUUUUGAUCUGUGGGACCAAGAACCUGCCUGUGCCAAGAUCUGCUGGCACACUGAACUCUUUCGUUAAGGGCUGUCUUAUCCUUCCGGACCAAACAGCAGUAAAGCAAAAGUCUCCUGUCCUGAAGAAAGAAGUCUGUCCUCAAUGGAAACACUUGUUUGUCUUUGGUGGUGUCAGCCCAGCUCGGCUGCAGCAGUCAUGCCUGCACCUGACUGUCUGGGACCAGGCGUCUUUUGGCUCAAGUGAUCGUUUCCUGGGGGGAGCUGCUUUUGGGGCAAAAGAAUCAUUCGGCUUUAGAGACCCCAAUUCUGAGGCAGUGCUUCAGUGGCAGAAAGUGCUCAGCACCCCUAACACGUGGAUGGACAUUUCACUUGUACUGCAUCCAAAUAAGGAAAACUUCAAAUCAUAA